AUGUGGGACUGCAUUUCUUCUCCGGUGCCUUUGUCUCUGCCGGAUACUUCUCCUCCCGAAACCGGCUCUGGACGUGUCGGCCAUUCCAACGGCCAGGCACCUGUGUUCGCCUAUUUCGGAGAGGCCGGGGAGCCUCUCCAAAAUGGCUCCGACGAUGGGCUCGACUUUCAGGACCUAGGCGCCGUGGAGAGGGAGUAUGUUACUGGAAAUGGCGACGAGUUUGGCGACAUCGUUCGCGACGAGUUUGGCGACAUCAUUGGCGAUUUCGAUGACUACUUUUACGAGAGUGACACCGACGAUGAUUUUUUUUCACAUGUCGUCAUUGACGCCCGUCAUUACGAUCUCCAUUUUGACGCCGAUGAUGAAUGUGGUUGCGCCUUAUGUUGCUACAUCCAGCAGCAGGAGGAGGAGGAGGAGGAGGAGGAGGAGGAUGAGGAUGACGCCGAUGACGGUGACGGUGACGGUGACGGUGAUGGUGGCGAUGGUGGCGAUGCUGGCAAUGCUGGCAAUGCUGGCAAUGCUGGCAAUGCCGGCCAUGGCGUUGAGGCCGUCAACGACGACCAUGAUGAUGAUGAACCGAGUGUGGGGAUGAUGAUGUCGGCAUUGGUCCUUGCUCAUGAGGCGCGAAGGUGA
Messenger RNA from Drechmeria coniospora, 633 nucleotides. RefSeq lists its product as uncharacterized. The record is from RefSeq and is a predicted model, not a curated record. The coding region runs from base 1 to 633 and encodes 210 amino acids. NCBI's taxonomy places the organism in Eukaryota, Fungi, Ascomycota, Sordariomycetes, Hypocreales, Ophiocordycipitaceae. The transcript has a single exon.